UGAGAGUGACCAGCAUAAAAACCAGAAUUCUAUUAGUUGUACCCAACAUAUUGUCUCCUUAAACUGGGGCCACUUCUCCAUUUAGAUAUUUUAAAAUGACUCUUUCUGCAGAAAACGUGACCGCAAUUGUGGACAAAUUAUAUCAGAAUGAGACACUAAUUGCUAAAGUUCCCAAACUCCGAGCAGCUCUUGGAUUACCUGACAGCGCAGAAUGGAAAACUUUAUAUUCCAGUUUCGGUGUAGGAAGAGUUACUGCUCAUACCCUCUUAACUCACAUAUUUUCUGAGUGGGUUGAGAAAAAUGGAGAAGAGGCCAGUAUGGAUACGAUUUCAAAAAUUCUAGAUACCCUUGGAGAAUCUAGCAUUAUUGAUUUCAUGGAAGGUCUCACAAUCCGACAGGAUAAUAAUAUGGCCGUAUCACCCCCUCCAGGAUUGGGGAAGCUUGAUCCAGGAAACACGAUGCAAUCUGAACUCGCCAAGUACAGGAUGCGACGAAUGGAGCAGACUUGGACACCCUCACUAAAUUCCAGAUUUCGCAUUGGCCAAAUUCCUGAACAGAUUCAACAACAGAUUUCCUCCUUGCCAAUCUUGUCUGUUAAAGCUGAACUUAUCGAGGCCGUGAAGAAGAACCGGGUCCUAAUCGUCGUGGGGGAAGCAGGGUCGGGAAAAUCUACACAGAUUCCAAAAUAUUUGGCGGAAGCCGGCCUGGCCGAAGCUGGUCUGAUUGGAUGCACCCAACCGAGAAGAAUUGCCGCCAAGUCACUGGCGGAGAGAGUGUCGGUCGAGUGUGGCACCACUGUCGGGGGCUUGAUUGGAUAUGUAAUCCGAUUUGAAAAAUGUGUUUCAGCCGACACCGUCAUUAAGUUUAUGACGGACGGCCUCCUCGUCAGAGAGUUUAUUCUGAAUCCUAAUUUAUCUGGAUAUUCCAUCCUCAUUAUUGAUGAGGCACAUGAAAGGACCAAAUACACCGAUAUCUGUUUUGGGCUUUUGCGAAAUGUACUGAACGAGAACCCCAACUUAAAAGUAAUCAUAUCUUCUGCCACCCUUGACAAGGAAAGGUUCUCGGCUUACUUUGACAACGCUCCUAUUUUUACGGUCUCCGGCAACAUGUUCGAGGUGGAAGAAAUUUAUGACCAGUUUUCCCGAGAUCAGUUGAGUUAUCUUUCAGGCGUUGUUGACAAAGUGUGUAGCGUUCAUUUCAACGAAGGACCUGUUUUUCCAGGACAUAUUUUGGCCUUCCUACCUGGGCAAUCGGAUAUUGAGAAAGCGUCAGAACAAAUCUUAAGUCGAACUAGGAAUCUAAUGGGAUCUCGUCACCUUUUGAAAAUGAAAAUCGUGCAAUGCUAUGGUCUCCUAUCCUUGGAGAGGCAAAAUGAGAUUUUUAAACCAGCAGAGGAAGGAUAUAGAAAUGUUGUGCUUGCAACGAAUGUUGCCGAAACUUCAUUAACUAUCCCUGGAAUUCGGUUUGUCGUGGAUUGUGGAUUUUUUAAACAAAGUGAAUACGAUCCAAAUACUGGGAUCGAGGAAUUGAAGAUGAAGCGAAUUACACAGCCGCAAGCUACGCAGCGCAAGGGUCGAGCUGGUCGAACUGAAAAGGGUAAAGUAUAUCGCCUUUACACCAAAUCCGACCUAAUCAGCACAUUUCCGUCAACCGGGCUUCCCGAAAUCCAACGCAGCAACUUGGAAUCCGUUGUUCUACAACUGACCGUAAUGGGUUUCAAGGACGUUUUCAAAUUUCAAUUUAUGGACACUCCACGAUCCGACGCAGUUUGUGAGGCGUUAGAGAAGUUGCAGGACCUUUCUGCACUGGACGAAGAAAUGAGGUUGACCCCCAUGGGUAGACAGAUGGCGCAAUUCCCGCUCGAUCCUAGCCUGGCAAAGAUUUUGGUGUCAUCUUCAAAGCUACGUUGUUCUGAAGAAGUACUAAUUAUAGUAUCGUUCCUCUCCAUCCAAAAUCAAAGUCUCUUUAAUCAAGAGAACUACCAGGCAACAAAGGACCUGGUGAAGGCCUCAAUGCACAAAUUCAGCCAUCGCAGUGGUGACCAGCUCAUGUAUAUCAAUAUCUACGAGGAAUGGAGAUCAGCUGGACGCUCAAAACAUUGGUGUGUCCAGAAUCACCUUAAUGCCCAAUUUCUUGAAGAGGUUCAAAAUAUUAAGGAUCAGUUGGCUGAGAUGAUGAAAGGGCUGCACCUGCCAAUCGUGUCAUGCGGAUCGAAUACAGUUGCCGUCCGUCAGGCCAUGUGCGCGGGUUUCUUCCGCCAGUUAGCCAAACGCCGUGGGCAAUAUGACUACGCUAAAUACCCAGACUCUGAUCGAGUACGUGGAAGUUUUUUCAUCCAUCCGUCAAGUUCCAUGUUUCCGGUCCGACCAGUUCCUUCAUUCGUUAUGUAUGCAGAGAUGUUCCGAACCAGCAAGAUGUACAUGAAGGGAAUCACAAUCAUUGAUCCAUCUUGGGUGGCUAGUGAAGCGCCAAUUUAUUAUAAAAAGAUGAGAGCCCUUUACCCAAACUUCGGGUGAUUUACAUACUAAAGGUCGUAAUGUUCACGAAAAUGUUAUUUUCGUGAACCGUAAAAUGUUAUUAACAGAAUUUUCUAAAAUUAAAUUAUUGAAAUCCAAAGUAUUGAAAAGUAUUAUUACAAUAAACACAGGUUGU
Molecule: messenger RNA, 2652 nt
Organism: Folsomia candida
Lineage: Eukaryota; Metazoa; Arthropoda; Collembola; Entomobryomorpha; Isotomidae
Product: ATP-dependent RNA helicase DHX8
Exons: 9
Coding region: 96-2516 (806 amino acids)
Biological process (GO): signal transduction
Cellular component (GO): intracellular anatomical structure
Molecular function (GO): RNA binding; protein binding
Source: RefSeq, a predicted model, not a curated record